AUGAUGGCCGAUGUGACCAACGGAAACAGCGCCAUUCUGGACGAGAAGCUGUCGCGCCUGUCUAAGAAGCCCGGCGUCAAGGCCAGCAUCGUCAUUGAUCGGGCGAGCGGAUCGAUUCUCAAGACGAGCGGCGAUGUCUCGGUGUUAGGAACGACACAGUCGCGGACGGCGUCGACGGCGGCAUCCUUUUCAAAUGAGCCGGCCGCGGCCGAGGAAAGCACUUCGAAAGGCAUCGAUGACUUUGCGGCCAUGAUCUGGAAAUUUGUCAACAACUCGGGCGCUAUGGUGGAGGAAAUGGACAAGGAUGACGAACUGCGACUACUACGACUACGAACCAGAAAGCACGAGAUCGUCAUUGUGCUGGACCCGAGAUACCUGUUGACAGUCAUUCAUGAUACCCCGUCCUCUUGA
Beauveria bassiana ARSEF 2860 is the source of this 411-nucleotide messenger RNA. RefSeq lists its product as uncharacterized. The record is from RefSeq and is a predicted model, not a curated record. NCBI's taxonomy places the organism in Eukaryota, Fungi, Ascomycota, Sordariomycetes, Hypocreales, Cordycipitaceae. Gene Ontology annotation, cellular component: cytoplasmic dynein complex; cytoplasm. The transcript has 3 exons. Gene Ontology annotation, molecular function: dynein intermediate chain binding. Gene Ontology annotation, biological process: microtubule-based movement. The coding region runs from base 1 to 411 and encodes 136 amino acids.